CGGGGCGCGCGCUGCCCGGGUGCUGCUGCUGGAGCUGGAGCGCUGCUGCGGGCAGGCGGCUUCUCCCCCACCCCCGGGGCUCCGAUGGACGCGGUGCUCCUGGGCAGCGGCCCCGGGCUGCUGCUGCUGCUGGGCCUAGCAGUUUCCAACUGUGUGGGUGACGGCUGGAACGUGACUGCUGACUACGGAGUGAAGAGGCCCGUAUGCAGCUCUCUGGAGGACUGUGCAGAUAAUAUCACGCAGUUGCGUCGGAGAGGGCACUUUUCUAAGUGCCCCGAGGAAUACAAGCAUUACUGUGUGAAAGGGCGAUGUCGCUAUGUAAUGGCAGAAGAGACACCAGCUUGCGUCUGCGAGAAAGGCUACACUGGCGCAAGAUGCGAGCGAGUGGACAUAUUCUACUUGAGAGGAGAUCAAGGCCCCGUUGUAGUGAUUUGCUUGAUCGUUGCAAUGGUGGUGCUGGUUGGCCUGAUAAUAUGCAUAUGCAUAUGCAGUCAUCACUGUCGGAAGCGCCGCCGGAGGAGCAAGGAAGAAGAAAUGGAAACGCUAGAGAAAGAUUUGCCUACCAAACAGGAGGGUGUCCUGGAGACGGACAUCGCAUGAAGGUUACUGAAGGCACCUGCAGGCAGGUUCCAAACAGCACCAUGUCUUGCUCCAUUGGAGAGGGACACAGAAGGUCUAUUGCCUGGAUAAUAAAUGCAGAUGAAUGAUAA
Molecule: messenger RNA, 710 nt
Organism: Gopherus flavomarginatus (Mexican gopher tortoise)
Lineage: Eukaryota; Metazoa; Chordata; Testudines; Testudinidae
Gene: BTC
Product: betacellulin
Exons: 6
Coding region: 85-600 (171 amino acids)
Biological process (GO): positive regulation of cell population proliferation; epidermal growth factor receptor signaling pathway; positive regulation of mitotic nuclear division
Source: RefSeq, a predicted model, not a curated record